AGAGUCUGAUUUGCUAACCAAAAGAUUAAUUGAGAAAGGACCUUCUUAUGAAUCAGCUCAAGCUUUAUUAUCUCACUUGGGUUUGAUCAAGAGUGAAGAAAGAUACCACGAAAAAAACCCGAGACUUAAGAGGUCCAUUGAUUGCGUUGACUAAUUGUCGUGAUUAUUUGAAAAAAGUUCAAGUCGAUGCUUUACUAUCUUCUCUUGGACGAAUUCCUAUUGCUACAGAUGCAGCAGGGACACUUAAACGGGUUUAAUUUCCAGUAAAAAAUUAUUCCUGAAAGGAUUAAUAUUAUGAAUUGUUUUUAAACCGUUUAUGACUCUCCAUGAAGAUUAAAGUGCUCGGUAUUUAAAGACAAUACAAGAGUCGUUUUGUCAUUUCUCAUUCUCAUCUUCAUCUCGUCAAACUUAAAAUGUCUUUAUUUGUAUCUUUUUUGUUGCUUACAUUACCCAUCAUUACAAAUGGACUCCCAUUGUCUCAUGAAAAUUACAAUCCAAUUCCCAAUAUUAUGACAACCAAUUGAUUGAUCAAGUCUGUGGUCGCGAUACUAACCCAGGAAAAGUGCCAUUCUACGCUUCAAUAGGAGUAGAUGAUCCGACCGGCCAUUACACAAUGUGUAGUGGUGUUUUGAUUGCUGAUCGAUGGAUAUUGACUGAGACUUAUUGUAUAGCAUCUAUUUGGGGACCCAUGCGAGUUAUUUUAGGUGACGAAUGGAACAACAAAACAAUUGGAGUGCAUGACAUUUACUCCAAUCCGGAUUUCAGACCUGGAAAACCUAUGAACAAUAUCGUCCUGUUAUUAUUGAAAGAACCAGUUCAGUUCAGUAGGAGUAUCCAACCAAUUUGUUUACCAGAGCCUGGAGAAGAUGAAACUUUUCACGGUCGCUAUGGGACAGUUGCUGGCCGGCAAAAACUAAAUAUGACCGAGGGAAAACCUACACCUUUAAAUGUGCAUAUAACCAGUUUGCCUAUCGACAGAUCUGAUGAUUGUGCUAUUGGAGUUUUUGAAAAAGUUUUUGGAAAAAAUAUCACUAAUUCCUUUUUCUGUGCUGGUUACCCGAAAAGACGAAAAGAUGCAUGUUUUCCUGAUAGUGGCGAUCCGUUCAUGGUCAAAGUUCGAAAACAUUGGGUAAUUGCUGGAAUCACAUUUUCUAGCAUGAGCUGUAAGAGGCCUCAUGCACUCGAUAUUUACGUUAGAGUUGAAUUUUACUUGGACUGGAUUAAAAGAACAAUAAAACAAAAUAAUAUUUGA
Messenger RNA from Tetranychus urticae (two-spotted spider mite), 1252 nucleotides. The record is from RefSeq and is a predicted model, not a curated record. NCBI's taxonomy places the organism in Eukaryota, Metazoa, Arthropoda, Arachnida, Trombidiformes, Tetranychidae.